Aspergillus bombycis is the source of this 2517-nucleotide messenger RNA. RefSeq names its product tRNA (guanine-N(7)-)-methyltransferase subunit TRM82. The record is from RefSeq and is a predicted model, not a curated record. Gene Ontology annotation, molecular function: protein binding; uroporphyrinogen decarboxylase activity. Bases 1 to 2517 code for a protein of 838 amino acids. Gene Ontology annotation, biological process: RNA (guanine-N7)-methylation; heme biosynthetic process. NCBI's taxonomy places the organism in Eukaryota, Fungi, Ascomycota, Eurotiomycetes, Eurotiales, Aspergillaceae. The transcript is spliced from 6 exons. Gene Ontology annotation, cellular component: cytosol.
AUGGCUGCCAACUUCCAACUUCCAUUCCAAUGCAUCCAAUAUCUGGAGAGACAGUGUGCAGAACCUCAGAGGCUGCUUAUUGCGUCAUCUGGGGGUAAGAUUUACUCCUACACUGCAGAGACCGGACAGCGUCUCUCGUCUUGGCCGCAAGAUGUAGAUGCAAGCAAUGCAAAUAACCCCAAGCCAACUGAGACACGGACUGGAUCAGAAGACCAAGCACCACCAGAGAAGAAGAGAAAGGUCUCUCUGUCCGAGGAUGGACCUGCCGAAACUUCCAAAUCGCCUGUCAAGACUCCGGCUUGGUCCAGCAUCCCUAUUUUAAUUGCGCAUUCGAACGGAGAUUAUGUGAUUGCACUCACUGCAGAAGAUAAGUGCAUUCGUGUCCUCCGCUUGAAAGAUGAUGGCACUUUUGAACAACUAAGUGAAAGAUGUAUGCCGAAGAGGCCCUGUAGUAUCGUUCUUACUGAUGACGGUAACACAAUCCUCUGUGGUGAUAAAUUCGGCGAUGUUUACUCGCUGCCACUUCUUCCCAGCAAUGAGCCAUAUGUGGCGCCAAAGCUUCCUAAUCGGCCAAAGGUACCUGCAGCAACACCCCUUACGGUGCAUAGUAAGCGAAAUCUUGAAUCUUUGGAGCAGCAGCUGCGCUAUGGUCAGAAAAACCCUACCGAAGAAAAGACCAGCCUGAAUUUCCAGCAUCAAUUGCUACUUGGUCAUGUGUCAUUGCUCACGGGUGUUGCUUUUGCCACGGUGCCUCGGGAUGAUAAUUCUGGUCAAAAGCGCAGUUACAUCCUAACCGGAGACCGCGAUGAGCAUAUCCGAGUCUCUCGCUAUCCCCAGGCUCAUAUUAUUGAAGGUUAUUGUCUGGGCCAUACUGCAUUCAUCACCAAGCUCUGCAUUCCCCAAUCUGCUCCAGAAUAUCUCAUCUCCGGCGGAGGCGACGACUAUUUGCUAGUCUGGAAAUGGACCGAAGGCCGUAUGCUACAGAAGGUCCCCCUAGUGGAGCAGGAAUCAGAGACUACACAGGUUACAGUUCGUGGAAUUUGGGCGACAUCAAUCGGUGGAUCGAAUAUUGUUCUUGUUGCGCUUGAUGGGUCCUCACAGCUGCAAUGCUUCGUGCUCGAGUCCGAUGGCACAUUAAAAACACAGGGCCCAAUCGAGAUGUCUGGCAACGUAUUAGACGUAGCCAUCAUGGAGAAGGACAGCACAAUUGUUGUUUCUGUGGACUCUAUCCGUGAAAAGGGCUCGACUCACGAAUGGAGAGCCAGCCCAACAAGCUCCUCGAAUCUAAUUGAAUCGUUCUGCGUGAAGCCGGGAACAGAAAACUUGGAGUGGGAGCCGGUCACAGAGUCGCUAGUUACCAAUAUUAAUCUGGCCGGCUCCUCCGGUAUUCCAGCAGAUGCCGACACGAAGCAAAGAAAGGAACUCAACGAGUUGUUAUAUAGUCCCCUCUUCACACAAUCCAUCCUAUUUUCCGUCAAGAUGCAGGAACAAUUCGCUCCAUUGAAGAACGACCUUUUGCUGAGGGCCGCCAGAGGCGAGAAGGUCGAGCGUCCUCCGAUAUGGGUUAUGCGUCAAGCUGGACGCUAUCUCCCCGAAUACCACGAAGCUAAAGGAGGUCGCGACUUUUUCGAAUGCUGCCGCAGCCCGGAAAUCGCCUCGACGCUGACUAUCCAGCCUGUGGAACGCUAUGCAGGGCUUAUCGAUGCCGCAAUCAUCUUCUCCGAUAUUCUAGUCAUUCCCCAGGCUAUGGGAAUGCAGGUUGAGAUGGUUGACAAGAAGGGACCCCACUUCCCCGAACCGCUGAAGUCGCCGGACGACGGACAGUACGAAAAAGUGAUGCAGAAGCAGGUCGAUGUUAAGGAGGAGCUUGACUAUGUUUACAAGGCCAUCCGACUCACCCGGCACAAGUUGCAAGGCCGUGUCCCGCUCAUUGGUUUUUGUGGUGCCCCUUGGACCCUCCUGUGCUACAUGGUUGAAGGUGGUGGAAGCAAGAUGUUUGUUCAGUCGAAGACGUGGGUCUACAAGUACCCAAAGGAAUCCCAGGCAUUGCUGCAGAAGAUCGCAGAGAUCUGUGUGGAAUACCUUGCACUCCAGGUCGCCGCAGGCGCCCAGUUAGUCCAGGUCUUUGACUCAUGGGCCGGUGAACUUUCUCCGGCCUCGUUCAAGUCAUUCUCGCUCCCAUAUCUGCGCCAUAUUUCUGCAAAUCUGCCCAAGCGGCUGAGGGAAAUGGGACUGGAGCCGGUGCCCAUGACUGUUUUCGCCAAGGGCGCAUGGUAUGCACUUGAUGACCUUUGUGAAUCCGGCUAUAACGUUGUGGGGCUUGACUGGCUACAUGACCCAGCGGAAGCUAGGCGAAUUGCGAACGGUCGGGUCACCAUCCAGGGCAAUGCUGAUCCCGGUAUGCUCUACGGCGGCCGUCCUGCCAUCACGGAAGUUGUCGAGACCAUGGUUAAAGGUUUCGAGAAGGGCAAGCAAGGAUGGAUUGCCAACUUGGGUCAUGGUAAUGACGUCCCAUGA